Glycine soja is the source of this 1565-nucleotide messenger RNA. RefSeq names its product zinc finger protein CONSTANS-LIKE 16-like. The record is from RefSeq and is a predicted model, not a curated record. Lineage: Eukaryota; Viridiplantae; Streptophyta; Magnoliopsida; Fabales; Fabaceae. The transcript has 2 exons. The coding region runs from base 103 to 1359 and encodes 418 amino acids. Gene Ontology annotation, cellular component: nucleus. Gene Ontology annotation, molecular function: protein binding; zinc ion binding. Gene Ontology annotation, biological process: regulation of DNA-templated transcription.
AUGCUACCUAGCUACACUCUCCUUUUUUUUUCCCAUCAAAACAAUCAUUCCCCUGUUACCAAAACCACACUGUAACCCCCCUUUUUUUGGUAUUGGCUUCAAAUGAGUUCGGCUACUAAGAACGCGGCAAACGCGGUUGGGGCCAAAACGGCAAGAGCAUGUGACAGCUGCAUAACCAAACGUGCACGUUGGUACUGUGCUGCCGAUGAUGCUUUUCUCUGCCAGGCCUGCGACUCUUCUGUUCACUCCGCGAAUCCUUUGGCUCGAAGACACGAACGAGUCCGCUUGAAAACGGCGUCCUACAAGUCCACUGAUGAACAACAACAACAACAACAACAACCUCCCACGUGGCACACUAAGAAACCUCGAACGCCGAGGCACGGGAAACAUUCUCGUAACAACAACCCUUUCCAUUUGGUCCCUGAAGAGGGUUCGGAGGAGGCGAAUUCCCAUGAUGAGAACGAGGAGCAGCUUCUUUAUAGGGUCCCCAUAUUCGACCCUUUUGUUGCUGAGCUAUGUGGGACUAAUAGUUCUCCUUCUCCUGUUACUUCAACUGAUCAAGGAGUAGUUGCUGCUGCUGAGGUUGAAUACAAAGGGUUUCAAAGCAAUGGUUUUUGUAGCAAUAGCAGUGAGAUGGAAAACUUGCAUGGGAUGCUUCCUUCUGAUGCCGAACUUGCUGAGUUUGCUGCUGAUGUGGAGAGCUUGUUGGGUAGGGGGCUUGAAAACGAGUGCGUGGGGAUGGAAGAAUUGGGAUUGGUUGAUGCGAAAGAGGAGGAGUGUUCGGUAGGUAGUGGGAAGGUGAAGAUGGAAGAUCAGGAAGAGAGCCCUCUGGUGGAGAUGGAGAUGGAUAUGGUCGUGGGCAGAGAUGAUCAAUCGUUUGAGUUGAGCUUUGAUUAUGAAACGUGUGAAGAGGUGAAGGUUUGUGAUUUGGGAUUGGGGAAUGAAUUAGGAGCGAAGAAAGAGAAUGAUGAUGAGGUGAAAAAGAACAAGAUUUCGUUGCAGCUAGACUAUGAGGCGGUAAUCAUCGCCUGGGCUAGCCAAAAAUCUCCGUGGACCACCGCUGACAAACCAAACUUGGACCCUGAUGAGUGCUGGAAACAAUGCAUGGGAAGUUGCGAAACGGCAUAUCAUCAUCCUUGCGGUGAAAUGGGUGGAUUUGGGAUUCAUCCAGUGAUAAUAGACGGGGGCAGAGAGGCGAGGGUGUCAAGAUACAGAGAGAAGCGCCGAACGAGGUUGUUCUCGAAGAAAAUAAGGUACGAAGUUAGGAAAUUGAAUGCUGAGAAGAGACCCAGAAUGAAGGGGAGGUUUGUCAAGAGGGCUUCCUUUGCACCACCAACAUUUCCUUUGCUAAAUAAAUAAGAGCUACAUUUGUUGUUCUGCCACUAAAGUUUUGUUAGUAUUUGCUAAGUAUAUUUUUGCGACGUGAUAUCGCUUUUCAUUUCAUUUUCUUAUUUCUUUGUAUAUAACAAUUUUGCUAAGUUAAUAAUUGUCCAAAUUUUUAAUCAUGUGGCCUUGUAAUUUAUUUAUAUACAUAUAUUAACAUGAACGUGACUUAUAAAUUGUAA